This is a messenger RNA of Bacidia gigantensis, 1314 nucleotides long. RefSeq lists its product as uncharacterized. The record is from RefSeq and is a predicted model, not a curated record. The transcript is spliced from 4 exons. Gene Ontology annotation, biological process: nuclear-transcribed mRNA poly(A) tail shortening. Gene Ontology annotation, molecular function: poly(A)-specific ribonuclease activity; RNA binding. Gene Ontology annotation, cellular component: cytoplasm. NCBI's taxonomy places the organism in Eukaryota, Fungi, Ascomycota, Lecanoromycetes, Lecanorales, Ramalinaceae. Bases 1 to 1314 code for a protein of 437 amino acids.
AUGGAGGCUCCUUUUCUCAACGGAAUUCCUUACCUAUCUUGGGAAGAAGAAUCUUUAGCACGAGCUGCUGCUGUGGACAAGAAUGAACUUCCAGACAUUGGUAUAAGCAUUGACGAUACGGAGAGUCUGCAACUUCUGAGACGGGCGCGGUAUGAGAUAGACCUCUGGGAUUGGCAGGCGCAGGGGGACGGAGCUUUCCUGAACAUUGGCCCAAUUGGGUAUGGAGACCCCAAGCGAAAUGAAAGAGGGUUCAAUGGCUAUCAGAAACGUCUUGUGCACCAACUUGUAAGAGCUGAGUAUCCCCAUUUGGUUUCAAUCUCCAGACCCGACUUCAUCCAGCUCCUACCAUACGAUAAGAUACGUGAAGAUGCACAGCUAGCAAGGAAACGCCAAGGAGUCGAGAGGACUAUUGCAGAACAGUCUGGCCUUCGCUUAGUUGUUGAGUCUUUGUGCUCCAAUUUCAAAACAGGGGUAUUAGAUGAGCCCACAUUACCGACCGAUGUCAAAGAUGAGCGUUCCGGACAAGGCGUACAAUCACCACAAGAGCACGUCGCUACUACUGCAAUUACUUCCACACCUUCACAGCAGAAGAAACCUAUGUUAGUUGGUCAUAAUCUUUUCUUAGAUCUUAUAUUUAUCUACGAGUGUUUCUUUGGUACUCUACCAGAUCGUGUAGAGCAGUUCCAAGCGAAUCUGGCCAGCAUUUUUUCCAUGAUUGUAGACACCAAAUACCUCGCUGAUAUCAUCAACGAGAACUCUCCACGAUACAAGUCGUCUUUAGAGGAGAUCGACGAGGAGCUGUCCAAAAUUGCAUCUCCAGUCAUAGAAAUACCGGAAGAUUUCAGUAAAUAUGCUGGAAGUCCAAGAUUACAUGAAGCUGGUUUCGAUAGUUUUUUGACUGCAAGGGUUUUCAUCCGACUCUCAUCUAAGAUAGGUGGGCAGGAACGGCAAGUCCAUUCCGCAGAGACCGAUACUGACACAAAUGGUACCAUUCCUAAGGAGGCUCAAUCUCUGGAAAAGACAGGCGAUUUCGGGAUUGAUAGCUCUCUGAAAUCGGAGCACCUUUCUUUCUCAAAUGACCCUGAUAUGAUACAAUUCUACAACCACUUCAGAAACCUUAAGGUAGAAGAGCCGGCUAGCGAGAGAAAUCUAGUUAUGCCGUUGCCGAAUAGCGAGUUUUGGGCGACAUUUGGAAAUCGAUUACGCGUGAAUGGCACGCUCGAAGAUGUGUGCCGUAUUGGUCGCCCCUUUGACAGACCAAUGUCGACUUCUUACCCGAGCACUGGGCAAAUUCCAGGUGGAUGGGUCCCAUGA